Messenger RNA from Lentinula edodes (shiitake mushroom), 863 nucleotides. RefSeq lists its product as uncharacterized. NCBI's taxonomy places the organism in Eukaryota, Fungi, Basidiomycota, Agaricomycetes, Agaricales, Omphalotaceae. The record is from RefSeq and is a predicted model, not a curated record. Bases 1 to 540 code for a protein of 179 amino acids. The transcript has 5 exons.
AUGGAGCGCAUUGUCAACUUCAACGCAAUUUUGUUCCCUUCAGAUGGACGUCCGCCAACCAUUGUACAACUCAUGACCAGUCCAAUGUCAUUGCCUGGCCACCACACCUCCUACACUGUUAAUCCUUCUCGUAUGCCUCAUCCUGAAGUUCAUAUGGACUAUAUUGCCGAAAACCUUGGUCCGAGAGCAUGGAAAUAUCAGCUCGUCGAAGCUUUGGACUGCAUGAAUAGAAAAUUUGCUUGCCCAUAUAUUAUAUUUUACCCUGUUGUAUCCAGAGAUGGCAUGCCGUUCCCCAUAAAUAGGGCGAUACGCGACAUCCAAGGGCGACGGUUUAAUGAAGACAAUGCCUGGCGCGGUAAUGUCCUUGUUGCAAAAUACCAUGACAAUCCGUUCUCUUCGCUGAUGGAUGCAUCCAUGGCCGACUUUCCUAUUCUCAAAAACUAUUUGCUUUCCCAUGGAUGUCCGCAGGUGAGUACGUCGAUAAAGUUAAACUUGCUCCAUGCUCACCUUCACGUAUGUCCACUAGUAACCCUGCCAUGAUGCCCCCGUUUCUUAUUUUUCUUCGGACAACGGAUUUUGUAUCAUAUAUAGUGAUAGAGUAUAAUACUGAUACAUAGUACAUAACUUCACAUGGCAAAGUGAACUAUUAGAGCUCUUCAUGAACCAUUGUCGAUUCCUUAGCUUCUGACUUAUCCUUCUCCUUUGCUUUACCAUCCUUACCAUCAUUUUUGACCUUCGGCGGUUUACAGGGCUCUGGUAUUGGACUUGCAGGAUUAAUCAAAGGAUGGUUGACGCGACCGACCUUCUUGUAUUCGGCAUGAUUUGCAUAAAACUCCUUCCAAUGUUGCACGCCCUGCGUUGAU